Molecule: messenger RNA, 3092 nt
Organism: Salarias fasciatus (jewelled blenny)
Lineage: Eukaryota; Metazoa; Chordata; Actinopteri; Blenniiformes; Blenniidae
Gene: tril
Product: TLR4 interactor with leucine-rich repeats
Exons: 1
Coding region: 171-2648 (825 amino acids)
Molecular function (GO): protein binding
Source: RefSeq, a predicted model, not a curated record
CGUGGAGGAUGCCGCUCCGAGAUGAAGCCGCGCGCCUGAUCGCAGAUCGCAGAACUUUCCCGAGAAACGAGUGAAUUAUGGAAGGAUCAAUCUCCGGCGUGACGCGGGAGCGCGGCGCCUGCACCUGAGGUACACGAAGCGACGCGCGCUGCGCCGGCCGCGCCGUGGGAAUGGAUACCAGCAAUUUCCUGCUGGGAAUAUGCAUCUUCCUCUUGCCGCUCAGUGGGUUUGCGUCUCCCUCAACGCCGGUGGACUUUUGUCCCGGGCGCUGCGAAUGCCAGCACCCACAGCACCUCCUGUGCACCAACCGCGGGUUGCGCACAGUGCCGAAGCCCGGGGCGCGCGUUCCCGAGGACGUGCUCAUCCUCAGCCUGGGGGGCAACUUCAUCUCUAACAUCUCAGCCUUCGACUUCGCACGGUACAGCAAUCUCCUCAGAUUAAAUUUGCAGUUCAACCAAAUAGGAGUCAUUCAUCCAAAAGCGUUUGAGAAGCUCUCAAAGUUGGAGGAGUUGUAUUUGGGACAUAAUCUUUUAACAAGGAUACCUGCAGGAACACUGCAGCCUUUGAAGAAAUUGACAAUUCUGUAUGGAAAUAACAAUGGCAUAAAGAAAAUUACACCUGGGCUCUUCUCCAACUUGGAUAAUCUUGUUAAAUUGCGUCUGGAUGGUAAUGAAAUAGAAGUUCUGCAGGAUUCGGUUUUCAGAAGUUUGACCAAUUUACAUUAUCUUCAUCUGGAAUCGAACCAACUGCAGCACAUCCACAGAAACACUUUUUCUAAACUAACCAACCUGCGCUUUUUAGAUCUGUCCCAGAACAAGCAGUCAGCUGUGCGCAAUGUGGUCACUUUCUCCCAACUCAAAGCUCUGACGACUCUGCUGCUCUCCGAGAAUGAAAUCCAGUACAUCGGAAGCCACGUCUUCCAAAAUCUGAAAAAGCUGUCCAAGCUUUCGCUGAGCAACAACAAAAUCUCCCGUCUGGACAGCAGCGCUCUGAAGGGGCUGUCAAGUCUCAGAGAGCUUCUGAUUGAUGGCAACGAGCUGGAGGAAAUCCCCGCUGGUCUCCUGGACCCUCUGGAGCGCAUCGAGAAGCUGGACUUCAGCCACAACCAGAUUUCCAACGUGGACUCUUUGGCCUUUUCUAGACUCAAACAUCUAAAGGUCCUAAAGUUAAAGAAUAACUUUCUCACCAGUCUGUCCGGUGACAUUUUUGCGCUCAACAACGUGCUUUACGACUUGGAUCUCCAUGGCAAUAACUGGACGUGCGACUGUCGCCUGGAGGAGCUGAAGAGAUGGAUGACUGCUGCACAUUCUCAGGGCAAGUUGUUGACUGUAUUCUUGCAAUGUCAUUACCCAGCAACUCUGAGGGGGAAAUAUUUGGACUAUGUGAACAGCUCCCAGCUGCAGCCCUUUGGGAACUGGACUCACUUGUGUAGGAGUAGAGCUGGGCCUGAGGAAAGCAGGGGAGGGGGGGUGCUAGUAAAGGUAGAGGGCAAAGUGAGGGGAGAGGGGGGGGAAACAGCACAUAGUGAAGACGGUCAACAAGAGAAAGAAGAGAGAAAGGUGGAUGAAGUAGUCACAACUGAAGGGAACACGAACGGAUUAGUGACAAGGAACGAGGGAGCAAGAAAGAAAACAAAAGGAAAGGAAGCGGUGGGAAUCCAAGGAGACCAAGGGGGAGCAGAGGUGGCAGGGUCUUCUUCAUUUUUUGGCAGAGUAAAACCACCAAAGGAGUCAUCCAGUCAAAGGUCACGACCUGUUCCAAAGGCAGCUGGGAAACGCACUAAGGGGAGACGAAGGCCAAAUGUUUUUUCCAAAACUGACCCGUCGGCCACCUCCGCACCAAGCAACGCAACGGACAUCCGGCUAACCACCGCUCACCCGGCGCAGACAGCGGAAAAGUUUGAGCUUCUCAGGUCGGCCCAGAAAGACCCUCUUCCGGUCGUAACCGAUCCUUGUGAGUUCAACCGUCAUUUCAUCACUAAUGUGUCGGUGGACCAGGUGACGUCCGCCACUGCCACGGUUUACUGGACAACCAGGGAUCACAGUCGCUACACACCUGGACCCGGGCCGGGCUUUGACGAAGUUCACUACCGGGUUCUGUUUGACAGGUUCGGCACUCCGGACCGCUUUCCUCGCUACGUGUACGCAGGUGGCGCGUCUCGAUCCGUGGUCCUGCGGGAGCUCAGCUCGGACGUGACGUACAUGGUGUGUGUGGAGGGAGUGGUCGGAGGAUCCGUGUGCCAGGUCGCACCCCGGGACCACUGCGUGGGUCUGGUUACUCACCCCGGUGGGGUCAGCCCCGGAGUCACCCUGACCUCUGACCUCCAGGUCGUGACAGUGGCGACGCUGGCGGGGAACGCCGUGCUGCUGCUGGUCGUCGGCGGCGUCUGGCUGGGGAGGAGCGUGAGGAGGAGGCUGCAGAGGAGGAAGUCGGCCGUGCACGUGCGGCACAUGUACUCCACCAGACGCCCGUUUCGUCCCGCCGUGCCCACGGCCUCCGUGUCCGCCGACUUCACCACCUACCAGAGCAGUCGACCGGCACGACUCGCGCCGCUGGAGGAAGGGGACCUCAUAGAGUUCCCCUGCGAUCGCUUCCUGGACAGCAGCACCGCUCGGAGAGACAACGACAUGCAGAGAUUCUCUGACUAGAACUGCACUAGACUCAAAACAAAACACUGUAAAAUAGAAAACAUGUGAUUUUUGUUUCUUUGCUUUAGCUUUUAGAAUGCCACAUCAUCUCAGUAGCCAUGGUGCAGAGCCAUCAGCGUGUCGUAGGUGUGUUUGACGUGUCAACAGUUGCAAAUAGUAUCAUUUUUUAGGAUUGAAGUGACCAAAGAACAGUCAGGUUCAUUGGGGCCUUUUCAGACAGAAGAGGAAGUCCAAUCCCUCUGACUUCCCCUUCCUGCUUUGUGCCUUUCCUCUUUCAUUUCCUUGCACCUGUGAGUGUUUCUAAAUGUGUGAUUUGUUCCAAGUGCAGCUUUGUAUGCAUGGAUGAUGUGCCACUGAUUUCAACUAUGGUGCUAAUUUUGAAUUAACAGACAUCAUAUUGUCUCAUUAUUGUACAGUAUGUAUUGAUGGCUGCUGGUUGGCAGA